Messenger RNA from Doryrhamphus excisus (bluestripe pipefish), 2184 nucleotides. It is a transcript of the gene myadml2, whose product is annotated as myeloid associated differentiation marker like 2. Lineage: Eukaryota; Metazoa; Chordata; Actinopteri; Syngnathiformes; Syngnathidae. Gene Ontology annotation, cellular component: membrane. The record is from RefSeq and is a predicted model, not a curated record.
CCUGUAACCUUGGGCAAGGCUGCGACUUUCAUUUAAAGAGCCGUCCCAAGCAAUCCAGUUACACUCAGAGAGGAAAGAGACGACGACCAAGUGCAGUUCAAGAGGCUAAAAAGGACACAAAUAGACAAUAAUUACGAAACGGAGCGUUUUGAUUGGAUAGAUAUGGGCAACAAUGAAGGUACUACAUGCCGAGGAACUUGAUUGACAGGACAAGAAACACGUCCACCUGUUGGGUACUGAGAAGUAUUGAUGGACGACUGAUAUGGAUAUGACUUGAGGACUGUCGCUAAAAUACACUGGAAAACUCAAAAUUUCCAAGGAAGUACGGCACGGAUUUGAGUAAGACUGCUUUACUAUUCUCUUGGAGAUGGACUCGAACAGUAAUUUAUAAAAGGACACUAAACAUACCUUGUUCUAAAGCUUCAAUCAGUAAUUGCUAUGGCCAGCUCUGGGAAUUACAGACCUUUGUAAUUAAGGAGUAUUUCUAAAAAAGCAAAUAAAGAGGUUAAGGAUAUCCGGGAAUUUCGAUACUCCUAAACAAUGGAUGCCCACGGAGGACACUACCUCAACAAAGAAGCCGUGUUGUCACCCCUCGGUGCGGCCCGAAUGUGUCAGCUGCUGUUCGGCUGCACCAUAAUCGCCCUAGUGUCCCACAGCGCAGGCUACAGCGCCACCUACGGACACUUCUGCAUGUUUGCGUGGUGCUUCUGCUUCAUCGUGACGCUCAUCGUGUUCAGUCUGGACAUUACGAGACUCCACAGUUGUAUGCCGAUCUCGUGGGAUAAUUUCACAGUGGCUUUCGCCAUGCUGGCGACACUCAUGUACAUCACCGCUUCUGUGGUGUACCCGGUUUACUUCCUCGAUAUGGAGUGCUCGGACGACGAAUGCGAGGAACAAGCCUACCGAAUUGCUGUGACUGUGAUCUCGAGUCUCUGUUGUUUCCCUUAUGGCGCCGAAGUGUUCAUAACUCGGGCGAAACCAGGUGCUGUGGUCGGGUACAUGGCAACCGUGUCUGGUCUACUCAAAGUGAUCCAGGGAUUUGUGGCUUGUAUUAUUUUUGGAGCGCUGGACAAUUACAGCGAGUACAGCAACUACAUAGCCACCCAGUACUGCGUUGUUGUGUACAGCUUAUGCUUCGCAGUCACCGUCUUUGUGGUCAUAGUGACAAUAUCCGGAAGGUCCUCUGCCCUGCGGUUUCCGUUUGAUCGCUUUGUUGUCAUCUACACUUUCAUGGCUGUGAUCCUCUACCUCAGCACCGCACUGAUAUGGCCCAUCUUCAGCUUCGACAAGAAGUACAGCUCCACUGAUCGUCCUGAGAACUGUCCACGUGGUGAAUGUCCCUGGGAUAGCAAGCUGGUCAUUGCUGUGUUCUCUAAUGUCAAUGUUAUUCUUUAUUUUGCUGAUCUGAUCUACUCCCAGAAAAUCCGCUUUGUCACCAAUACUGCAGUCUGAAAAACAUCUGUUAGUGUCAAUAUUUUUAAAUAAACAGAAACUGUGCUGUGCUAAAUGAUCUGAUCUCAGCAGCUACGUCCAUCUACGGAGGAGUUCACCACUGCAGACGACGCUGGGUGGUUUCAUACAGGACUGUUGCUUUGUAAUGAUGAGAAUAUCAGUAUUACGUCAGACAUACAGUAUAAACAACUGUGUAUGAACUAUGCAUUUAAUGGUUAAAACGUAUUUCAUACACUAUAUUCAUUCAUUUUCUACCGCUUUUCCUCUCGAAGGCCGCGGGGGGUGCUGGAGCCUAUCCCAGCUGUCUUCGGGCGAGAGGCGGGGUACACCCUGGACUAGUCGCCAGCCAAUCACAUGGCACAUAUAGACAAACAACAAUUCACACUCACAUUCAUACCUGUGGACAAUUUGGAGUCGCUAAUUAACCUAGCAUGUUUUUGGAAUGUGGGAGGAAACCGGAGUAUACACUAUAUUAUAUAUACACAUUAUACAGUAUAUUUGACAGCUUGCACAGUAUUAUGUUAUUAUGCAUCCCAAAUUCUCCUAUCACAAUAUUGACCAAAACUCAAGACAGUAUUUUUUCCGCCUCGGAAAAAAAGCCGUCUUAUAUUCGUCUUCUAGAGAUUUAUACAUGCAAACUAAAAGGUGGCACCAAACUGGUUUGCAACUGAGUCAGAGCUUUUAUUCCCGUCACUCACACACACCAGUGACCUGAAGAAUUUUUUUUUAAAG